GACGACAGAACAGAGAAGGAGAGCCACUAGGAAAAAAUAUAAAGAGACCCAGAAGAAGUGAGACAAACUUCCUACCAAAUUUUCCACAUGGUGAAGACAGGUCAACACUUGAAAGCUCUCGACAGAUCCUGGUAAAUGAGAUGAAGAAAAGAUCACCAAAUGCAAACUAUGUGAAUCGCCUGAUGAGCCAGACCUUCUCGUUGAGACGUAAAGAAAUUGUGGAAGAGCAGCCAUCUGUAAAGCAGAUGUUGGAACGCUGGCCAGCUCUUUUCAGGAAACAACAGGUUUUGGCAGAGUUCACCAGAGUGGCAAGUAGGGAUCUUGAGCAGGACUUUAUUCAGUCCUUGGACCGCCACACCCCACGUUUGCUGGAGAUAUUCAAGUCAAAAAAGGGAGUCAUUGGCAACACACUUUCCGAGAUCCUUGUCCAGGUUGAAAGAAGGACCAGUGAUGUUGUUGCCACAAGGACUGCUGUCCUGCGAUGUCUGUCAGUUUUUCUCGGGGAUGACGGAAGAGAAUUCUACAAUAUCUCUUUUGAUUCAGAUGCCAUGGCAGACUUCACCCAGGUUCCUGUGGGGUUACUGACUGUCAUUCCUGAGGUCAGUCAGCAACCAGGUCCAAAUGCUCUACACCUUGAACCAUCCAGCAUUGGUAUCAUUCUGGAAGGUACAAUUGUCAUGGAUGACAUCAAAAGCCACGAUCAAGCUAUUUGCCUUAUAUUUGGACUGAUCUAUGCCCUUCACCUUGACUAUCCAAAAUGCCUGAAAAACACCUUUGAAUUCAUCCAGAGGGUGAUGCUUAGUCUGGGUGUAGGUAACCUCAGGCCAAAACUACAGAGCUUGAAAAAUGCUCUUCUGCAGUAG
Molecule: messenger RNA, 863 nt
Organism: Archocentrus centrarchus (flier cichlid)
Lineage: Eukaryota; Metazoa; Chordata; Actinopteri; Cichliformes; Cichlidae
Exons: 4
Coding region: 141-863 (240 amino acids)
Source: RefSeq, a predicted model, not a curated record